GUGGGAAAUCAGAGCAGUCGCAGAUCGGGAGGAGAGAGGAUACUCACCUGUUGAGCAGCUGCGGUGUGUUUGAGCGUCCAGCUCUUUGAGUUAAACCCACUUCUGAACAGUCUUGUGUGUUUUUUCUUCGGAGAUCGUCUGAGUUUUCACCUUCAGGAUGACAGACACUCUUUUACCAAACGGUAAAGACAGCAGAGGAGACAGCAACUAUUUCAGAAAGGGCUGCAACCCGUUCGCCCAGACCGGACGGAGCAAAGUGCAGAACCAACGCGCCUCUCUGAACCAGGAGAUCAUCAAGGAGAUGCGAAUGAGGGCUGGCGCAGAGAACCUGCUGAAGGCGACGUCGAACAACAAAGUGAAAGAGAUGGUCCUGCUGGAGCUGAGUUAUGUCAACGCCAACCUGCAGCUGCUGAUGGGACAGCUGGAGGGACUCAACAGCUCGGUGGACGUCUACCAGAGCUCCCAGGAAACGGCCAACAUCCCUCUCAUUGCUCUGGGUCUGAAGGAGACAAAGGAAGUUGACUUCUCCACACCUUUCAAGGAUUUUAUCCUGGAACACUACAGUGAAGAUGGGAACAGUUAUGAAGAAAAGAUUGCUGACCUUAUGGACUUACGACAGGCUUGCAGAACACCAAGUCGUUCUGAGGCUGGGGUGGAGUUGCUGGCAAAAUACUUCAGCCACCUUCCUCUGGUAGAGAGCCGCUUCUUCUCCCCCAACCACCAGAUUGGCAUCUUCUUCACUUGGUACGACUCCUUCACUGGAGUGCCCGUGUGCCAGCAGAACUUGUCCCUGGAGAAAGCCAGCAUCCUCUUCAACAUGGCAGCCCUCUACUCCCAGAUGGGUUCCCGCAGUAACCGGCAGGCAGCAGUUGGGCUGGUGGAGGCCAUUUCUUCCUUUCAGAAAGCUGCAGGUAUAUUGAACCAGCUAAAGGAGACCUUUACCCACACCCCCAGCUACGACAUGAGUCCCGCCAUGCUCAGCAUGUUGAUUCGCUUGAUGCUUGCCCAGGCUCAGGAGUGUCUGUUCGAAAAGACUGCGCUGCCUGGCGUUCGGAACCAGUUCAACACCCUGAUGAAGAUGGCCCAGGAGGCUGCAAAGGUUUCUGAAAUCUACGACCAAGUCCACCAGUCCAUGAUCCAGACCCCAAUCAAAGACAAUGUUCCUUCGCUGUGGGCCACCAUAUCACAAGUUAAAACCAACCACUACCGCUCCAUGGCUCACUACUUCGUAGCCUCAGCGCUGCUCGACCACCAGUUGGGUCCCAAUGAUGAUGAGGACCAGCAGGAGAAGACCUUGUCACAGGUCUACGAUCGCCUCCCCGACGGCCGCUCUCCUCUUGACAUCCUGAAGAACCGAGAUGAGCGCCAGCGCAUUGGUAAAGCGCACAUUCGGCGGGCCAUCUUGGGUCACGAGGAGGCUCUGAGGAUUUACGGGAUGUGCCAGCACAAGAUGGACGCCAUGCAGGACAUUUUAAAAGCCAGCCACCAGCGCUCGCUGAAAAAGCACAGUGAUAACGAAAGCGAGGAGGAAUUCACAGACUACACUGACGCCCCAGACAUCAUUUCUAAAACAGAGCACAAAGCAGAGAUGGAGGUUCCUGCAACCACAAAGGUGAAAGUCACCGACUUUUUCCAGAUGCUGGGCCCGUUGUCAGUCUUCUCAGCCAAGCAGCGGUGGACCGCUCCUCGAACAAUACGACUCUGCCCUGAAGACCGAGACCUGGGUUUCACACUGAAAGGAGAAUCACCCGUGCAGGUGGUUUCACUGGACCCGCUCUGCCCAGCUGCUGCUGAUGGCCUCAAAGAGGGUGAUUACAUUGUCAGCGUGGGCGACACCGAAUGCAAGUGGAUGAGUGUGAGCGAAGUGAUGCGGCUGUUAAAGGAUGUGAAUCAGCAGGGGAUCGACAUCCAGGUGGUCAGCAUAAUGGACAGCAGCCCCUCCAUGCCAACCAAGAGUGCCACUUUCUGUGGAAAUCUGCCGAAGACCUACUCCAUGAUUUGUCUGGCCUACGAUGACAAUGGCAAGAACACAAAAUCUCGCAAAGUGAGCAAGAAGUCAUCCUUCCUCAGCUGGGGUCUGAAGAACAAACUGAAGAGUGCCAGCACCCUCAGCCUUCCCACAGCAGACCCCUCUGAUGGCCUUCCCUGGAACAAAACCUUCACGAGCACAAAUGCAAACCGAGACAGUGCCUUAUACUGAUCAAACCACCGCCUGUUCCCUGUCUGCACAUGUUGUGCAGUAUGUAUAUUGAGCCUAAGUUGGCUUAUAUAAAGUACUGCACUGUCAUUCUGGCACUUCUAAGGUACCGUGGCUGUGCCCUUGGGUGACCGCUGGAAUGCCGUGUUGUUGGGGCAUUCUAUCCACCUGCCUUAGAAAGUGGUGGUGCCAAAUACGGUACAGUAUAUAAGUGUCUAUGUUAAUAUACGGGCACCUUCACAGUUGAAGUCAAGUAGAUUAUAGACUAAACAUAAUGGAAAGCCAGUGUGUACCAUGCCAGUGUGCGUACAGCUCAGUACUGCUGUGUCCCCUGUGGGAAGAAGUCACCAGCUGUCAUUCCAGGCUGAAUAUACAUGCGGCACUGAGACAGGCUCCAGAGCUUAACUUUCAUUUGAUUGUGUCUUCUCCAGACAAAUCGGACGACACACACAAGGGGGUGCUUCUGUUUCUAAACUCGUCUCCUGUUGGCUUCAUGGUGUACUAAUGUAGCAGUGCACUGUGAAGUUCAGAUAAUCUCUAUGUUCUAUAGGAUUAUAGUUACAGUAGCUGUAACCUUGUUGCAGUAUGUUAAGCAGUGCUUGAUGGAAAACUUGUGCCUGCAAAUUUUCUUAUCUAGGCAGUGUUGGUGAAUGCAAUGUUCUAAAAGCUGCUAAUAUAUUUACAUACA
Betta splendens (Siamese fighting fish) is the source of this 2885-nucleotide messenger RNA. It is a transcript of the gene rhpn2, whose product is annotated as rhophilin, Rho GTPase binding protein 2. The record is from RefSeq and is a predicted model, not a curated record. Gene Ontology annotation, biological process: negative regulation of stress fiber assembly; signal transduction. The transcript has 15 exons. Gene Ontology annotation, molecular function: protein binding. Bases 158 to 2200 code for a protein of 680 amino acids. Lineage: Eukaryota; Metazoa; Chordata; Actinopteri; Anabantiformes; Osphronemidae.